Molecule: messenger RNA, 1294 nt
Organism: Plutella xylostella (diamondback moth)
Lineage: Eukaryota; Metazoa; Arthropoda; Insecta; Lepidoptera; Plutellidae
Product: lachesin
Cellular component (GO): neuron projection
Source: RefSeq, a predicted model, not a curated record
UGCCUUUCAAGAGUGGCACCAAAGGAGUUAUGAAGAAGAAAUCUUGCCUUUUAAAAAAACAAAUGUUUGUUGCAGAUGAGCCGUAUUUCCUGGACUCCGGUCAGAACGUGACGGUGGUGCUGGGCAGAGACGCUACUCUAGUCUGCCGGGUGCAGAAUCUAGACAGCUACAAGGUGGCGUGGCUCCGCGUGGACACCCAGACCGUGCUCACCAUCGGCACCCACGUGAUCACGAAGAACCCCCGAGUCGCCGUGUCCCGGCCCGAAGCCGCGGCCUGGGCUCUGACGGUGCGGGGCGCACGCCGCGCCGACGCCGGCGCCUACAUGUGCCAGGUCAACCGCGAGCCGAUGAUACACGCCACGCAUCACCUGCAGGUGGUCGUGCCACCGGACAUCACGGCGGGCGGCAGCGGGGGCGAGGUGCGGGCGCGGGAGGGCGAGGGCGCCGCCCUACACUGCAGCGCCACCGGGGUGCCACCGCCCAGCAUCACCUGGCGACGGGAGGACGCCGCUGCCAUCCACGUCAACGGUAAUGUCACUGUGAACAAAUGGAGCGGUGAGUGGCUGAACCUGUCUUCAGUGAGUCGGGAGAGCGACGGCGCGUACCUGUGCAUCGCCACCAACGGGGUGCCGCCGUCCGUCAGCAAGCGGAUCAUACUGCACGUGCUGUGUGCACCGUCAGUGUUCGCGAAACAGAAGAUGAUGGGCGGGUACGUCGGCAGCUCGGUGUCUCUGCAGUGUCGGGUGGAGGCCAACCCACGCCCCGCCGUGUACUGGACGCACAGCCACGCCACGAGGCUGCAGUAUGGUUCAAAGUACCAGGCGUCCAUGAGAUCGGAGGGGUAUCGGCACUGGGCGACGUUGCAGAUCCACAAUGUGACUCGCGACGACAUCGGCGCCUAUACCUGCCUUGUGGAGAACGCACUGGGCAAGGGACGUGCUGACAUUACAUUAUACACUCUAGCUUCUACAACUACUAGCACUAUGAUGAUAGACCCCACCACCGACCAGGUCACCACUACAUUAGAAGACUAUUUAGAAAUCAGCUCGGCGGAGGCUCCGACGGACCACGUGGCGGUGGACCUGGCAGAAGAGGACCCCUAUGUGGUCGUGCUGAGCCAACACCAAAUGCAGAGCUUCGAUCCUAUGCCGAGUUCGUGACCAGAGAACCGACCAGAUGACCAGGACGACUGGUCCAUGUGGUCUUCAGCAGAAGCGGCUUCUGCUUACAGUGAACUUCGAAUGAUAGUAAUUGUAACUGUCAUUAACACUUUUUUGUAAAGUGAUAAAGUGUG